Messenger RNA from Ipomoea nil (Japanese morning glory), 480 nucleotides. Its product is annotated as RNA-directed DNA polymerase homolog. The transcript is spliced from 2 exons. Lineage: Eukaryota; Viridiplantae; Streptophyta; Magnoliopsida; Solanales; Convolvulaceae. The annotation marks the transcript as partial. The record is from RefSeq and is a predicted model, not a curated record.
AUGGAAGUGGUUAAAAAAGAAAUAUUGAAACUUCUUGAUGCAGGUAUAAUAUAUCCAAUCUCAGAUAGUAGGUGGGUAAGUCCUGUAUACGUUGUCCCAAAGAAAACAGGUAUAACAGUGAUAGAAAAUGAUAAUGGUGAGUUGGUGCCCACUCGUAUUCAAAAUGGGUGGCGAAUGUGUGUAGAUUACAGAAAAUUAAAUGCAUCAACUCGAAAAGAUCAUUUUCCUCUACCGAGUAUCCACCAGAUGGUCGACGAGACGGCCGGGGCCGAAUUGAUGAGCUUCAUGGAUGCAUUCAAGGGUUAUCAUCAAAUCAUGAUGCACCAUGAAGAUGAGAGCAAGACAGCCUUCGUGACCCCGGACGGGCUGUAUUGUUACCGAGUGAUGCCGUUCGGCCUCCGUAACGCAGGAGCGACCUACCAAAGAAUGGUCAAUAUGCUCUUUGCCGAUCUGCUGGGCCGAACGAUGGAAGCUUAUAUU